Messenger RNA from Didymosphaeria variabile, 306 nucleotides. RefSeq lists its product as uncharacterized. The transcript has a single exon. Bases 1 to 306 code for a protein of 101 amino acids. The record is from RefSeq and is a predicted model, not a curated record. Lineage: Eukaryota; Fungi; Ascomycota; Dothideomycetes; Pleosporales; Didymosphaeriaceae.
AUGUCCGAGAAACCACACAAGGAGUUCGAGGACUAUGGUUACGGCGUUGGUCGACCCACGUGGAGUACCGUGCCGUUCCCAAAGCUCGGUGACCAAGGUCAAACCCUCAAUGAAACGCAACCGCCGCAAGGCGCAGAGGAAAGCAAUCACCAGCAGGUUGGCCAGACAGACACCGAAACCCGGAGCGAAGGCCCUAGACUUAAGCGCCGAAAGCUAGAAACCGGCCCGCCUUCGGACGUUGCAGGUAGAGCUAAGGGCGGUCUCGACCAGGCGGAGCGAAAGGCUGACGACGUCAGCAUGGAGUAA